AUGGAGACAAAAGUUGCAGAGCAGGCAGUGGAGGAGCAACAGGGGAAGAAGAAGAUGAGGGUGAUGGUGGCCAUAGACGAGAGUGAGUGGAGUUUCUACGCGCUCAAGUGGGCGCUUGACCAUCUUUUUGUGGGGCCCAAUGACAAGGCCGGUGUGGCGGCGACCCUGGAAGCACCUGCGGGGAGCCAAGAGAAUGUGAGCAUGGCGACUUUGGUCCACGUUAUGCCGCCGUUCUAUGACUACGUCCUCCCCGCUGGGCCCGGUGGAGCUGCAUAUUAUGUGACGCCGGCUCUGUUGGAAUCUGUGCGCAAGGCGCAAGAAGACGGUGCUGCCGAUUUACUCUCCCGCGCUUUGAAGAUAUGCAAGGAUAAGAUGAUCAAAGCAGAAACCCUAAUUCUACGUGGAGGUCCGAAGGACAUGAUUUGCGAAGCCACUGAGCAGAGCCAUGUGGAUCUUCUGGUUGUAGGUAGCCGUGGCCUUGGCAUGGUCAAGAGAGCAUUCUUAGGAAGCGUUAGUGACUACUGCGCACAUCAUGCAAAAUGCCCAGUUGUAAUUGUGAAGCCACCAAAGGAGUCUGGAAAGCCACCGAAGGAGACUGGAAAGAAGUAG
Messenger RNA from Prunus dulcis (almond), 609 nucleotides. RefSeq names its product universal stress protein in QAH/OAS sulfhydrylase 3'region-like. The record is from RefSeq and is a predicted model, not a curated record. Bases 1 to 609 code for a protein of 202 amino acids. The transcript has 3 exons. NCBI's taxonomy places the organism in Eukaryota, Viridiplantae, Streptophyta, Magnoliopsida, Rosales, Rosaceae.